Molecule: messenger RNA, 1327 nt
Organism: Hevea brasiliensis (rubber tree)
Lineage: Eukaryota; Viridiplantae; Streptophyta; Magnoliopsida; Malpighiales; Euphorbiaceae
Exons: 5
Coding region: 144-926 (260 amino acids)
Source: RefSeq, a predicted model, not a curated record
AUUGUCAACAACAGCAAGAAGCAUCUUCCACGCACCACACCCACUCAUAUAUAGCCACCCACUCUCCAUACAAAGAUUUUCCAUUUCUCUCUCUUUUUCUAUCUUUUUCUUCUUUUCUCUCUCUCUCUCUCUCAAACAGAGAUAUGAGGGAAGACGACUGGGUUACAGUGGCCAUGAGUGAUGACACGCUCGUCGUCCAGCUCCUUUUGAAGCUAAGCCAAGCGGAACCGCCGUCCCCCCCACUGUUCAAUAAGGGCGGCUCUGCGCCGGCUUUGCAGUUGCACUGGACCGUGAGACAACCUCGCUCUAAGCACGUGCCAAGGAAGAAAGCCGAUGCCACUCGGGCUAGUCCCACCACGCCGCUUUCUUGGAGCGGCGGCACCUCUGUUAGCGGUUGCGCAGCCGAUGGAUUCGAGGAGUCCAGCUUCCCUGCCAAGACAAUUGACAUCGCAAGAUCUAAGGUUGCCGUUGCCAGUGAAACACCAGCCACCAAGAGGUCAAGAAAGAAAAAGACCCUACCCGAGCUUAAAGAGGAGGAAAUUUUAUUGUUGAAAGAAAGAAGAAAUUUGAAAAAUCAACUGGCAAGCUUGCGGAUUACUUUAGAGAAACAGAGAGCUGCUAAUGAAAGCUUGAAGAGAUUGAAGCUGGAUUUGUUAUCUGGGCAUACCUCACAAAAAGAUACAGCUGCUGUUAAAACUGAAGAGGUUAAUUCAAACCAACCAAAUCAAAGAAAAGUAUCCUGUGAUUAUCCUCCGUGUUCAAUUAUGCCAAUAAGUGCAGCAUGCAAUAAACUUGAGCCAUCUUCGCCCAAUUCUUCUUUCAAGAAAGAAGAGGUUGGAGAUCAGGAGCUUUCCUUCGUGCUACCUGACCUAAAUCUUCCUGUUGAAGAUAACUCGGGCCCUGAUGUUCUAUAUGGGAUUAGCUGAGAAGAAUCACUUAUAUACUGGUAGUCUUCUUUUCAAAUCAAUAGCAGCAUUUGUUCUUUUAAUCUGCAGUCCUAACAGCAUCACAAAUUGAGUUAAUGUAAGUACUAUAACCAAUUAACUUCACGGCAUCUUUACCUGGAUGCGAACUCUGUUAUUUAUACUGAAAGUACUGAGGGGUAGUGUAGAGAUCCUAAUCAUUAGUUACAGCUUAGAUUCUUUCUUUGAGCAGAUUUCUACAUUCAUCCAAAUUCUUUGGGGCCAACCAACCCUCCUUCCUUCUGCUUUCUUUUUAGGAAAUAUUAACAGAUAAGUUGUAAUUACUCCAUAAAUAAUCACAUGUUUUGGUACUAUGUGAUUUUAACUAGAUGUUUCAUCGGUUUUCAGUUUAUUUAUUUUGCUCA